Messenger RNA from Lucilia cuprina (Australian sheep blowfly), 786 nucleotides. Its product is annotated as eukaryotic translation initiation factor 4E transporter-like. Gene Ontology annotation, biological process: negative regulation of translation. Gene Ontology annotation, cellular component: cytoplasm; nucleus. The record is from RefSeq and is a predicted model, not a curated record. Gene Ontology annotation, molecular function: mRNA binding. The transcript has 2 exons. The coding region runs from base 307 to 771 and encodes 154 amino acids. Lineage: Eukaryota; Metazoa; Arthropoda; Insecta; Diptera; Calliphoridae.
UCAAUUUAAUUUGUUUUUAUAUAUAAAGCUUUAGCCAGGGGAGAAGUCUCACUCAAUCUUUUGGAGCAUGAAUUAAAUAAACUGAACAUAAGCACUGCUAACGAAACUAAUAGUAGCGUGUUCAAUGAAAGAUCUCGCUGUGGUACACCUUUAAAUGCAUCAUUAAACGUUGUUUCUAUACCUACAAGUGGAGGUGUUGUUGCGUCAUUACCUCCUCAAAUAGUUCCUGCACAAAAACAAAAUCAAGUUAUAACAAACGAAAACGUUUGUUCAAUAUUGCCAGAUCAACAGCAGGCUAUUUCUUCCAUGUUACGUUCACAUCAUCAUGAAGACUCUGCACUACAUAUGCCAACUCAACGCGAACUACAAAUGCACACCCAAGCCAUAAUGCAAAAUGCUCUAUUUAAAAAGAAAUUAGAGGUAGAACAACAUGAGGCACUAAGAAGAAGACAAGAAAUUCACAAGCAACAAGAACUUGAAUCAUCAAAUUUCAAUCAGCAACAUCAACAGUCAUUAAACUCAAAUUCCAUGAUUUCUCAACAAGGGCACCAACAACAACAAACAUCAAGACAUGUAAAUUCGCCUACACCAUUAGCUUUUACACCUACUUCCGUUUUACGGAAAAUGACGGCAGAGAAGGAUACAAUUUCUAAUUCUUCACAAGCCACAACCAUAACUUCUUCAUCACCUCAACAGGUUCAGCCGCAUAUACAGCAGCCACAUUUAAAGAUUCAUACACAUCCUCAGGUAAUUAAUUUGAGUAAACAAUGAAAUGCCCGUCUAUAU